AUGGGUGGUCCUGGUAUUAUCGAUGGCAAUGAACAUCCAGAAACGGAUAAUUUUCUUCCAUGUCAAUUUGUUAUUGAUAAAGUAAGAUAUUCGUCUGCUGAAAAUUACUUUCAAUGUGCUAAAACGACAAACGAGCGAGAUCGACUAAAGAUUUUGACUUCGGGACCAGGUGAUUCAUGUGAAUUAGCUGGAAAGACAGUGCAACUACGAUCAGAUUGGGAAUCGGUUAAAGUAGAUGAAAUGUAUAAAGGAAAUUUGGCUAAGUUUCAGCAAAAUGAAGAUUUAAGAAAAGCUCUGUUAGAGUCUGGUACAGGACCUAUUCUUUUUACUGAAUCAUCACCGUUUUGGAAUUAUUGGAAUGAUUUGAUCUUGCAAAGAAUUCGAGCUGAACUACGUCAAAACGGUGAAGAAGAUUCUCGUCGUGCAGCCGAAACUCGUGAAGCAAUGAAUAAAUAUGCUCAAGAAAAUAAAUAG
Molecule: messenger RNA, 474 nt
Organism: Rotaria sp. Silwood1
Lineage: Eukaryota; Metazoa; Rotifera; Eurotatoria; Philodinida; Philodinidae
Source: the annotation of a GenBank genome assembly